Spirodela intermedia is the source of this 1625-nucleotide messenger RNA. NCBI's taxonomy places the organism in Eukaryota, Viridiplantae, Streptophyta, Magnoliopsida, Alismatales, Araceae. The record is from the annotation of a GenBank genome assembly.
AUGAAUGCAACUGCAUCAGGUGGGAUUCCACAGAAGGCGGGUCUCGUUGACGCUGCCAGGGUUUCCAACCUCUCGGUCUCUCUGAGCGAGGGGGCUGUGUCGGUCGUCGGAGUGGCGGCGGCGGGGGGCGGAAAUCCAAGCAAGGACACUCAGUGGAGCAUCAAAUCGAUGGUGGGCUGCGACAUAUUCCAUGGGAGAUGGGUGAAGGACGAGUCCUAUCCUCUGUACAAGGCGGGAUCCUGCCCCCAGAUUGACGAGUCCUUCAACUGCUACCAUAAUGGCCGUCCCGACCAUGCCUACCAGAAACUCCGGUGGCAGCCCAACGGCUGCAUUAUCCCCAGGUAGGGUUACUGGUGCAUCGAUCUCUCCAUUGAAGGUCACGCGUUCUGGAUUUGCUGAACUGUGAUUUUUAUCUUUUCCUCCAUUUUCCGCAGAUUGAAUGGGACGGACAUGCUGGAGAGAUUGAGGGGGAGGCGCCUGGUUUUUGUGGGCGAUUCUCUCAACAGGAACAUGUGGGAGUCCCUGGUCUGCAUUCUGCGGAACUCCAUCGAGGACAAGAGCAGGGUUUUCGAAGCGUCCGGGAAGCACGAGUUUAGGACCGAGGGUUUUUAUUCUUUCCGUUUCAAGGUAGCCAUUGCCCACCCACGCUCCUCGCUUGUGGGGGGGCGCUCCUCUCAUCGUUGAUCCCUCUCUCUACUCACUCUCUCUCCAUCUCUGACUUGAAGGACUACAACUGCUCCGUGGAGUUCUUCCGCUCCCCCUUCCUGGUUCAGGAGUGGGAGGCCCCGGACUCUGCCGGGAAGAAGAAGGAGACCCUCCGGCUGGACAUCAUCGAGAAGUCUUCCUCCAGGUACAAGGACGCCGACAUCAUCGUCUUCAACACCGGCCACUGGUGGACUCACGAGAAGACCUCCAAAGGGUGGGCAGCCCCCCUCCCCAGAAUCUCUCCUCCCCCUCCGAUCCUCCGUGUGACUCGUCUUCUUCCUCCACCCCUCCCCCCCUCCCAGGAAGGACUACUAUCAAGAAGGGAAUCGCGUGUAUGGGGAGCUCAAGGUCAUCGAAGCCUUCCACAAGGCUCUGAGCACUUGGGCUCGCUGGGUCGACACCAACGUCGAUCCUGUCAGGAGCCUCGUCUUCUUCAGAGGCUACUCCGCCUCCCAUUUCAGGUACCACCCUUCUCCGCUCCCCCCCCCCCCCUUCCCCAUCACCACCCUUCUCGUUGAAUGCGAUGAAACCAGCUGCUCAGUGCUCCCGUCUUCUUCUUCUUCUUCUAUCUGCUCUCCAGCGGCGGGCGGUGGAACUCCGGCGGCCAAUGCCACAGCGAGACAGAGCCCAUCAAGAACGAGACCUACCUCUCCUCGUACCCUCCGAAGAUGAGCGUUCUCGAGUCGGUGAUCAAGGGGAUGAAGACCCCCGUCGCUUACCUCAACAUCACCAGGAUGACCGAUUACCGCAAGGACGGCCACCCUUCCGUCUACCGGAGGCACAGAUUCGCGGCGCCGGAGCGCCAAGCCCCCGAUCAUUUCCAGGACUGCAGCCACUGGUGCCUCCCCGGCGUGCCCGACUCCUGGAACGAGCUCCUCUACGCGCAGCUCCUCCUCAAACUCCAUCAGCGGCGAGCCUAG